UAAAGCAAACGAAGUAGUAUACGUAUAAUAAUUACUGUUCUGACUUUAAUCAAUCAUUGUGUUGGUAUCAUACGAGUCGAACAAAAAAUGAAAAUCGUCACCGCUUUAUUCUUAGCAUUAGUAACAAUUAAUUUAAAUGAAGUUGACUCUUUAAACAUACUUGGAAUCUUUCAAUAUCAUGGAAAGAGCCAUUUCUUUGUAUUCGAACCGUACCUUCGAGAAUUGGCGAAAAGAGGGCACAAUGUUACGGUCAUAUCCCAUUUUCCUCAAAAACAACCCUUACAAAACUACACCGAUAUCAGUUUGGUUGGUAAAAAGGAAAUAUUAGAAAGUGUUAUAAAUAUGGAGCAGAGUAUAUGGUCGACGGUUGAAUUGACAAAAUAUAUUUUCGACAGUGUUGUGGAAAAUUGCAGGAUACUAGUGGAAGACGAGGCUGUACAGCAAUUAGUGAAAUCCCGGACGAAAUAUGACCUAGUGCUUGUAGAAGCGUUCAUCAGUGACUGUGCAUUAGGAUUAGCUUACAAAUUGGAAGCUCCGGUGGUCGCUCUAACGACGCAUUGUUUAAUGCCAUCGCAUUACGAUAGAUUUGGCGUUCCCCAUCAACUUCUACAGAUUUGGCCAAAUCCAGAUUUCUUAACACGUUUUUUAUUAACAGUGUUUUUACCACCUCUUAAUUGGGUGUAUCGAUACUAUCAAAAUGCGGAACAAGCGAUUCUGGCGAAGUAUUUCGACGAUAUUCCACCGCUCGAAGAGUUAGGGCAGGAUGUCAAGCUGCUUCUUGGAUACUUUCACAAUUCCAUGUUCGGUCCUCGAGCUUGGCCCGAAAAUAUAAAAGAAGUCGGGGGAUACCAUGUCGCCAAACCGAAACCGCUGCCUGAGAAAUUAAAACAGUUUAUAGAACAAUCGGAACACGGAGUUAUAUACGUAAGUUUUGGUUCAAUGGUAAAACCGACAAGCCUUCCGAAGUAUAAACUGGAAGCCAUAGUAGGAGCGCUGUCGGAGCUACCACAACGAGUGGUCUUUAAAUGGGGAGAGGACCAAUUACCUGGGAAUCCGAAGAACAUAUACGUGUCGAAGUGGUUACCGCAGAAUGAUAUUCUAGCUCAUCCCAAUAUCGUGGCGUUCUACUCCCAUGGCGGGCUCCUGGGUUCGACAGAGGCCAUACACCACGGCGUCCCCGUGGUUCUCACCCCAGUAUUCGCCGAACAACCGCUGAACUCUAUAGCUUUGGAAAUGAAGAGAUUUGGCGUUCGCAUGCCGUUUGAUGAACUUACCAAAGACGCGCUGCUAGAAAAAUUUAAGACCGUUUUGGAUCCAGAGUUCAGAAGAAGAGCAAAAGAAAUCUCCAGGGAAUGGCAUGACCGACCCAUGUCGCCGAUGGACAGCGCCGUCUAUUGGACAGAGUACGCCGUCCGCCAUCCAAACUCCACGCUUCGAAUAGCCGCAGUAGGCAAACCUUAUUACCAACUUUCAGGGUUGGAUGUGCUAUUCACUAUUUUUAUUAUUUUGUUUAUUAAUUUGUAUGCGUUUGUUUUUGCUAUUAAGUACUUUGUAUUUGGAAAGAGAAAGAAAUCAAAGAAGGAUCUGAAGUGUUUUGUUACAUCCUUGCCCUUGAACGCAAUGAAGUCAAUCAUCGUAGCAUUCACUUUACUUAUCGCACUAGCGCAUACCGCUAAUGCCCUCAAUAUCCUAGGUAUAUUUCCGUAUCAUGGAACUAGCCACUUCUUAGUGUUCCGCGUGUAUCUUCUGGGACUCGUUAAUAAAGGACAUAAUGUUACCGUUAUCUCGCACUUUCCGGAAAAGAAUCCGCCGCCUAAUUAUCACAGUAUCAGCUUGGCAGGAACUAUAGAAAUACUUAAAGAUGACAUGCCGAUAGAAAAGUCAUAUAAAACCAUCUUCAACACAGGAUUAUUCUUAACAUCCACUGGUAAGCAGAACUGUGAAGUGAUGCUCAAGAACAAAAAAGUGCGUGAUUUAAUCGAUUCUAAAGCUAAAUUCGAUGUGAUAGUCGUUGAACAAUUUAACAGCGACUGUGCAUUCGGUAUUGCAUACAAACUGAACGCUCCCGUAGUCGGCAUGAUGUCCCAUAUAUUAAUGCCUUGGCAUUAUAGGAGACUAGGCAUCCCAUACAACACAGCGUACGUGCCUUUUCACUUCUUAGAAGGAGGUUCUAAGCCUACGCUAUACCAAAGAAUAGAAAGACUAUUAUUUGAUGUGACCUUCAGAACCCUUUACUAUUUCUUAUCGCAAAGAAGCAACCAGAACACCCUCGCUGAGUACUACGAUGAUAUUCCGCCCUUGGAAGAUUUGGCUAGAGAGAUGAAGUUCCUUCUUGUAUACCACAACUUUGUGCUAACUGGAUCCAGGCUUUUCCCGCCUAAUGUAAUUGAAGUCGGCGGUUACCAUGUCGAAAGGGCCAAAUCUUUAGCGGGCGCUUUGAAGACAUUUGUUGAAGAAGCGAAACAUGGUGUAGUUUAUAUAAGCUUCGGAUCCGUGAUCAAUCCAUCCUCUUUGUCUCCUGAGAGGGUGCAGACCAUUUUGGACGUAAUGGCCCAACUGCCGCAGAGGUUUAUCUGGAAGUGGAGUAACAAGACUGUAGCUGUUGCUCAGGAUAAACUUUACACUGGCAGUUGGCUGCCUCAGGUUGAUAUAUUGGGUCAUCCAAAUACGUUGGCCUUUUUCUCCCAUGCGGGGAUGGGUGGUACCACUGAAGCCAUACAUUACGGCGUGCCAAUAGUUGCCAUGCCAGUUUUGGGCGACCAGCCUGCAAAUGGAGCCGCCAUAGAAGAAAGCGGACUAGGAGUGCAAGUUCAAAUAAGGGAUUUAAAUAAAGAAAAUCUGCUGGCAGCAUUCCGAAAAGUUUUAGAUCCCAAGUUUAGAGAAAGAGUGAAGCAGAUUUCCAAGGCAUGGCAUGAUCGACCAAUGCGCCCGCUAGACACAGCAAUCUACUGGACCGAGUUCGCAGCUCGGCACAGUAACUUCACAUUUAGAGCUGCGGCUGCCGACACACCUCUAUAUCAACAUUUCUACUUAGAUAUUAUAGGCGUUUUGUUCAUCUCCUUAUAUGUUAUUACAAAAGUUUUAAGUUUGUUAUUCAGCUUAUGCAAAUCGAAGCCAAGAGUCAAAAAUGUCAAAGCAGAUAACAAAAAGACAAAUAAGAAGUCAAAGCGUGAAUGACAACACAGGUAAUAACAGUCACGCAUUAUAUACUUUUAAAGGCCUUCUAUACAUUUUUAAUAUGAACCUGCGUUGACGAGAAGCCGCGGCGCGCCGAGUUGAAUUUACCUCCUCGCAUCGCUCGUCAACUCGGCGCACCUCAGUCAACGCAGGGUGGCGCGGCGCCGCGCCGCGGCUUUUUGUCAACAGACAGUUUCAUAGUAAAUGUAUAGGAGAUAAGGUUGGCUUCGACUAUAGUCGAAUCGAGCCGCGUUGAAUUGAAUUGUGUCGCAUUUGUUCCGUGUGCGUUCAUCACAGGCGAAUUAUUGCGAUUCAAUUCGCCUCGGCGAGCCUAGUGGACGCCAGCCUUAAAUAAGUAGGUAGGUAAGCUAACUUUGCACUGACUUGAACAGAGUGAGAACGUGUCAUUAAACGUCAUAUUUUCAUAGAAAUUUUACAUUAAUGAUGACGUGGCCAUAGUUUUUCAUAGCAAAUGCCAUGCAAAGUUAUUAGCUUGAUGAGACUUGCUUGCUUGAUUGCCGCUAUAGUUACUUAAACAGAUUAUAUGAGAUUUAAUCAUUUUAUUUCAUCUUAAAGAUCGUUUUUCAUCAUAUGGAGACCUCGGACGUAAAUAUAAAGCGGGCCGUGUAAGUCUUUACUAUUUUGCCAAUCACAGUUGAACCGUAUCACCGAGCAAGAGAUGUGAUCAUAGAAGACUAGAGAUAGCGAUCCAAAAGUGUAUAAUCAAACCAGUUUAAUUGGAACAAUGGAACAAUGUAGAUUGACGGCUGAACAUUAUACAAAGUCACCCGCCAAGAUUUGCAUUUGCAGUGUCUGUGUACAGUCGCUAUCAGAUAUAUCGAGCGGUCAAAGCGCUUACAAAUAUCUGAACAAUGAACAUGCCUCUAUUGUCAAGGCGUUAAAGUGCUUGUUCAGAUAUUUUUAGCACCUCGGCCACUCUGAUAUAUCUGAUGGCGACUUUAGGUACAUGUGUCACUGCCAAAAGUGCCAAGUUCGUGCAAACUUGGUCGUUAUCUAUUUCAGUUCGAAAACAAACAUUUCCAGCUAGGGGCCUAGCCAAAGUGACAAUUGUACAUCGACAAAUUCCAAACGAAUAGAAAAAAUGUACGGGAUAACAGGGCCUUUCUCUGUCACUCUAAUUACGCCUUAAUUGGAAUAAAAGAGAAAGAUGUCCGCAAUUUGCGAACUUCGUGGCAUUUUAUAUUAACAAUUAUCAUCAUGGCUAGGCCCCCUGGUGUUCAAAAUGGUAUCUCAAGUAUUGGUAAUUUAUUUGCAACCAUUGUGAUAUGAUUGUGAUGUACUUGAAAUAUAGCAUAGAUGAAUUUAUAUAAAAAAAGAGUUUUAUUGUUUUUAAUUUCGCAUAGAGAAGGGUGCUGGGCCCAUAACCUGAAACGACUUUGUAGCGUGUGAUUUAAGCUAGUGAUAGACGUACAAGAAGGACCUUUUAUGACAUCAUUACUCAUGUAAUAAUUUUAAACAAGAUCUGGAACAAACUGCAAUUUUAUUAUUGCAAAAAAAAAAUCCUACCUACUCUUAUUACUAUCUUUGUCUACCAAAUUGA
Cydia pomonella (codling moth) is the source of this 4738-nucleotide messenger RNA. RefSeq names its product UDP-glycosyltransferase UGT5-like. Gene Ontology annotation, molecular function: UDP-glycosyltransferase activity. The transcript has 9 exons. NCBI's taxonomy places the organism in Eukaryota, Metazoa, Arthropoda, Insecta, Lepidoptera, Tortricidae. The record is from RefSeq and is a predicted model, not a curated record. Bases 88 to 3177 code for a protein of 1029 amino acids.